GGAUCUCUGAAGACCUUCAUCCACACAGUUCACCUCCUGCAGAAACAAACAGAUCUGGGCCAGCUCCCUGUGUCAGAUGUCCUGUACAGACUUUUGCUCCUGGAGGGAGGUCCCGGCUCUCCGUCCUGCCUCCUGGGGGGCAAACACAGCGUGUCCUGGGGUUUUGAGGACAUGCUGCCCACACCUGAUAAUUCUGCUGGAGGAGUAGAGAGUAAAGACACUGACCUGGGGCGCUGUCUAGCCACCGACGGGCUCUAUCUGUACACCACCAACUCCUCUGGGAGAGGACUCAGCAAGCUUGGCUCUGGUUUACAUGGGACACUGAGGGGUUUUGUGUACUGUCGAAAUGAAGAGCUUGAGCCUGGCUGGCUGGUGUUCAGCAGUGGUCGCCUCCUCCACCGCCCGUCGUCCUUCGAUGCAAAGCCUCAUCAGCUGUGCCAGGUCAUUGACCCCUUCACCCUCCAGGUGUGCCAGAUUGUGCCCAUGCCAGCCCACCACUUCCCUGUUGGCAGCAGCAUGACCACGCUGCACCUCUGCUCAGAUGGAACCUACCUGUACUGGGUCUGGUCCCCAGCCAGUCUUAAUGAGAAGACACAGAAAGGCCACUCUGUCUUCAUGGAUGUCUUUCUCCUGUCUACACAGAUAGGGUUGUGUGUUGCAGACAUCUUGCAGGAGAGAGUUAUUUUAACUCGCAAGGAAGGCGAGUCUUCAAAGUGCUUGAAUGAGCUUCUCCUGAGUCGAAUGUCUCGCUUCCGGGCCUCCCAUUCUGCCACAUUGGCUGCUCUCACAGGCUCUGCAAUCACCAACACGGUCAAAGAGGAGCAGUCAGCUGUCAACACCAGCUGUGGGCUCCCUCUCAAGACCCUGAGAAAGACCCCUAUGUAUGUGUGUGGAACCUACCUAGUGAUGCUGGUCUCACCCCCGGGUGUAUCUGGGAGCUCAGCCACUCGCUCCCUAUUUGGAGGAACCAGCAGCCUGUCCUCUCUGAAAAUAUUAGCCUCCAGUCUGGUUUUUAACCUGGCUGACGGACAGUUUAGCAGCCGCGCAGACCUCAUCGAUGCUCCUGGCAGCUCUCUCGGCAGGGGAGCACAGGUGGCGGGGCUAGGAGCAUGUUACGAUGCACUGAACAACCUGAUCUGGACGUGCUCAAGUGAUUACAUAGAUCAGUGGUGCAAUCCGGGGAACCAAGCCUUCCAUCAUGUGUGUCACAGGCUCGGUGUCAGCCACGUCAUCAAAGAACCCAAAGACGAGACAGUGGCCACCGGCGAGGUGAUCAACCAGCUGCUUCAUCAUGUGGGCGCAAUGUGUAUACAUCAGCUCAACCUGCUGGCAGCCAGCAGCAACAGCCUGCCCCUGGGGGCCCUGCUGGGCAAACAACACCCCAUCGAGGCCCGUCACUUCAGCAGCAUCUGUGACAUUAUGGAGAAAGCCAUGGUCAACGGAGACACCUGUAUCAUCCGCUGCAUCUUGGUGGUGUUCCAGGUGGUGUUUAGGUUUUUCAAUCCUCAGUCAGAGCAGAAUAGGGAGAGUGUGCGUCGCUCAGGCCUUCUCCUGUGGCAGCUACUGAUGGCUCCAUUGGAUCAGAUCGGAGCAGAGAUUCAACGAGAGGUGUGCCUCGCCAUCAGCUCAGGCCUGAAUACUCUGUAUCAGGGGGAGGCUGAACUCAGCAAACUGCUGAAACUGGUUUUAACUGAAGGUGAAAGGAACAGCGGGUUGUCUCAUCUUCGUGAUGUCAUCCUGACCAACCUGGCAGACCAACUGCAGAAAAACAGAUUUGGUAGUGAAGAGGAUGACCACUACAGAUUGAGUGAUGAGCUGCUUCACUGUAUCCUCAAGACUGUAGUCCGGGAAUCCUGCCUCGUCAUUACCAAAUGUCAGACUGUGGCCCGAGACGACUUCCAGAAGCUGCUCUCCACUGUGCCAGUGGUCUCACCCAGUCUGCGCUACCUCAUGGCUGUUCAGAACCACCUCCUCAGUAACACUAUUCUUAUCCGUCCCGAUGAUAACGAUGACAGUGACAGCUCCCUUCAAGGGGAAACAAUCCAGGUAAAGGAGUUGCAAAGCAGCAUCCUCUCCCUAGCAACCAAGAUCCUGGUGGGAUGUGAUGAAGUGCUGGAGACGCUGCAGCAGGUGACCACAGCGCUCAUCAACAGCGACAUCGUUGACAGAGAAACCAGGUUGAAAGGCCUGGAACAGGUAACCAAGGCGACCAUGCUCGGUCACCUGCUGCCAGUGUUGCUCACGUCUCUGAUGCACCCCAACCUGCAGACCCUCACCCUCGCUGACGCCCUCAUGCCUCAGUUGGUGCAGCUGGUCCUCUACACCAGCCAGACUGCCCUGCUACUAAAGACUCAGUCCCCGCUCUUCACUGAAGAGCCUCCACCUUUGAGCGGCUCUCUGGGGCCAGGGGCGAAGGCUUGUGCUGCUGAUGACAAAAUUCUUGAUGAACGUGAGGAGCCUGGUUUCCUGACUGGGCUGAAGAUCCCUGCCCCAUGGGCUGCUGGGAAGACAGUCGAGACGGUGCACCCGGUGAGGGACAAUUACAAGUUCAAAGAGACGGUCCACAUCCCAGGAGCCCGCUGCCUGUACCUUCGCUUUGAUGCUCGCUGCUCAUCACAGUAUGACUAUGACAAGUUGGUUAUCUACGCUGGCCCUAACACGAACAGUCGCAAAGUAACAGAGUAUGGAGGGAACACUCUGGGAUAUGGCAGUCGCAGUGUCUUGGGGACAGGAUGGCCUAAAGACCUGGUCAAGGUUGAAGGAGACACUGUGACGUUUUCCUUUGAGAUGAGAAGCGGACGUGAACACAACACCCCCGAUAAAGCCAUGUGGGGGUUCUCCUGCACCGUCAGAGCUCAGGAGUCAUCCGAGGAUGUCUCUGGAGGCCUCCCUUUCCUGGCAGACCUUGCCCUGGGGCUGUCAGUGCUGGCUUGCUCAAUGCUCCGCAUUCUGUAUAACGGGCCAGAGGUGACAAGAGAGGAAGAAGCCUGUCACGAUUUACUCUGCUCAAAGCUGCUGCAAAGGUGUCAGUGGCAGGUGGAAGCAAAUGGUGCGAUCUCUCCUGCCCUCACGCCCAGCCCCUCACCUCUGCCCCUGACCAUUGAGGAGGACCGGGAGUUCACCUACCCCUCCGAUGUGCUCAUCCCACCCCCAGGCCUCAUGCCGGGGGCAUACUUUGACCUGCCUCGUAUCCGCCUCCCUCCAGGCAUCAUGGGUAGGCUACGAGAGGUGUCUGGAAGAGCCCGACCUCAAUUCCGUCCUAGCAUCAAAGAGGUGAUCAGGCCCGAUGUGAUGGAGGAGGUUAUAGUAUCCUGUGUCAUUAAACACCUGAGCCUGGUGGAUGCCCUUCAGUCACUCGUCAACUACCAGCACCGCGAGGAUCACGCAGAGGAGUAUGACCUGGUCUGUAAGAUUAUGGCUGAGACCUUCAAGAAGAUCAAUGCCAUGGAGCGUCAGCUGCAGAGUGUUGCAGAAUUGGAACAGAAGUGGCAGAAUGAGGUAGAGGAGGCCCAGCAGGGGAAGCUGGAGAACAAUACUCCUUUCUUUCACGACUACCACUUCUUUGAGAACAAAAUUAAGGAGCUGGAACUACUUUGCUCCCUGAAGGAGGUUCCCCUCGAUUUCAGUGAUCUCGAAAAUGUUGUCCUUGCAUUGAGGGAGAAGUUCUUUCAGGAGGUAAACACCAUGCACCUCAGAAGCAGCACAUCACUGGCCAAAACGAAGGCGCUGGUGAAGAGUCUGAUGAACCGCACUGAGCUGCUGCUCCAUGUUACCAUAGCGCCACAUUGCAGGAGCCUAACCAACACACCUGCAGGAACACCAGGUCCAGCCUCUAAGUCAGUGUCAGACGCUAAGUCGGUGAACCCCAUGGUGAAGCAGCCAGUCUUUCUACGCAGCAUGUCUGCACCCUCUGACUUGGAGAUGAUUGCUAACCAGGACUUGGAGUUCACACAUGCGCCCCAACGGAGGCGACACCACCCUACUAGUCAUCGCAGCAGCUCCUUUACCCUGCUGCAGUCUCUAGCCAUCGAGGACAGUCGUGACAGACCCACAUACAGUGUGCUGCUGGGACAGCUCUUCGCCUUCAUAGGAACUACGCCUGAUCAGGCUGUGUCAAGCAGCAGUUUCCUGUCUGCCGCGCAGACGCGAUGGAGACGUGGCAGCACGCGGAAACAGGCACUUGUUCACAUGAGGGAGUUGCUCACUGCUGCUGUCAGAGUUGGAGGCGUAACCCACCUGGUGGGGCCUGUCACUAUGGUGCUGCAAGGUGGCCCAAGGAUCGAGGAGCUGACCUGUGGUGGCAUGGUGGAGCAGGUGCAGGAGGCCUUUGGAGAGACCAUGACGUCUGUAGUGUCACUAUGUGCUCGCUACCCCAUUGCUUGUGCCAACAGUAUUGGCUUGCUUUGCACAAUCCCCUACACCAGGAGUGAGGAGCAGUGCCUGGUUCGGAGUGGUUUGGUCCAGCUCAUGGACAGUCUGUGUAGUUUGAGUGGUCAGAGGGAAUGCAGCUCAAACGAGAAGCAGACCAAAAAGCAGAAGGUGGCCACCAUGGCUUGGGCUGCUUUCCAGGUGCUGGCUAACCGCUGCAUCGAGUGGGAGAAGGUAGAAGGUGGGUCUACCGAUGCAGUGCACUCUGGUUUGGCACGGCAGGUGUCCAGCCUGCUGACCAAUCACUUGGCCCGAGCCACAGAGUGCUGCGGUAACCAGGCCGCUGGUAAUGAUGCCUUACAGGAUGUGCUCAGUCUGCUCAAUGACCUUUCCAGGAGCCACAUAGGGAAAGCCAUCCUGAGCCAGCCAGCUUGUGUUUCUAAGCUCUUGUCUCUGCUGCUUGACCAGAGACCUUCUCCAAAGCUGGUACUUAUCAUCCUGCAGCUAUGCCGAGCUGCCCUGCCUCUCAUGAGUGUGGAGGACUGUGGGAACGUGGCCCUGCCUUCGUGGAGCUACUCUUUCAACACGCUGGAUGCUGAGCAACAAGAUGCCAGUGACCCUGCCUCGCGCAUUGCUUCCUUGCUGCUAGCCAAGCUGGCAGACUAUGUAGUACCAGGCUGCCAGACCCUGCUCUCCCCCAGCUCCUCUGAGCCGGACACUAGUCUGUCUCGCGCCAGUUCCAAAGGAGCCCUGAAGUCUGACGAGGUGGGGGAGGAGGGAGAGGCAGUUGAUGGUAAGCUAUCCAUCUUCAUCCACAAGAGAGAGGACCAGUCAUCUCAUGAGGUUCUACAACCACUUCUUAGCAGCUCAGAGGGUCGUCCCUUUCGACUUGGCACUGGAGCAAACAUGGAAAAGGUGGUAAAGAUGGACAGAGACAUGACAAAGAGUGGCAACUGUGAAGUGAUCACAGAAGAGGCAGCUGCUGCCCUGAGGAAGGCCAACAAGUGGGCCCAGUCAGGUCUGAUAGUGAGCGUCGGUCCACCUAUGGAGGCUCUGGUCCAGGAGGCUGCAGGAGGCAUCACCACUGGAGAUAAGAAGAAAACUGUUCAGACCGCUGUGUGUAGGGACAGGAAUGCUGAUCUGGCCAGGUCGGACCCUGUGAGGCCAUUCAUCAGUGGCCAUGUUGCCAACAGUAUGGCUGCUGAGGUUAUUGCUCUACUGCACAGCCUGCUAACCGCCCCCGAGUCCAACACCGCUCAGAUCUGGACUAGCACAGCUGAAAAGGUUCUCUCCCGAGCCCUGAUGUUCAUCCCUCAGCUGGGGAAGUAUGCAGAGAGUAUUCUGGAGAAUGGGAGCAGCAGUGGCAGGAAACUGGCUAAGCUGCAGGCCAUUGGCAGACAAGCUGUUGCUGCUCUUUGUGCCCUCGGGGGCUUCAAAGAAACUAUUAAGAUCGGCUCAGAGGUCCAGGUGGUAGGUAAAGGAGUGCUUGGCAGUGUGGGCAUAGUUAUGUCCAUAAAUGAACAAGAGGGCAUUGCAACGGUCAAGUUCCCUUCUUGCGAGUACAGGAGAGCUUGCCAAGCCUCAGACAUCCUGACGGUACCCAUAUCACGCCUCUGCACACCCAGAUCUGAGGCCCUCCCCCUCUAUAAGCUCUCAAUCACAGAAAAGGUGGUGCAGGCGGUGCAGUCCAUGCUUCUGCCACAGGAGGGCAGUCUCUCCAUUCACACUUCUCUACCAGCUACAGGAGAUGGCUCCAGCCCGGUAAUGGCUGCAGUACGCUUGCUGGCUGAAAUCAGAACCAGGGCAUGUCUGGUGAUGGCGCAGCUCCUGGAGGAUAGCUCCUUCUGUGAGGAGUUCAUCCAGCAGUGUCCUGCUGCGGUCGAGGUCCUGAACCUGGUGGCCCAGGAAUGCAGCCCUGUUCUGAACUCUUGUGCAGGGGAGCGUCUCGGCAUGGUCGAGGCUCAGUGUGAAAGAGUGAGAAUGCUGUACCGGGACUGCGCUCGUCCUCCUCCUCCACCACUGCAGACAGACCGACGCCAGCCCAAGGAGAUCACUUGGUGUCCUUCCAGAGUGUUUCCUCCUGUCCGUGCCUGCAUGUUCUCAUCCCGCCUGACCUCCGUCACCUUCUUGGCUGAUCCGAGUGCUGGAGGAGGGCUGCCCAGAGGCACUUUCAUCUAUGCCACCUGUCCUGUACCAAUUCAGGCCCCGUCCUUUUACUGGGAGAUAGAAAUUGUCUCCUAUGGAGACUCUGAGGAGGACAGUGGCCCGAUUGUGUCCUUUGGUUUUGCCACAGAGGCAGAGAAGAGAGAUGGAGCGUGGACCAACCCUGUCGGCACAUGUCUGUUCCAUAAUAAUGGUAGGGCAGUGCAUUAUAACGGCUCCAGUCUGCUGCAGUGGAAGAGUGUCAGGCUGGAUGUGGCUCUACUUCCUGGCGAUGUGGCUGGAAUAGGCUGGGAGCGCUCCGAGGGGACUCCUCCCCCCCCUGGUCAGGCCCCUAAAGGCAGGGUCUACUUUACCUACUGUGGUCAGCGGCUCGGCCCCAUCCUUGAGGAUGUAGCUGGUGGAAUGUGGCCCCUGGUACACAUUCAAAAAAAGAACUCAAGGAUCCGCGCCAACUUUGGAUCCCGGCCGUUUGCAUACGCAGAGGGCCAGGCGCACAGAAAUGCAGCGGACUUGUGUGUAGACCUUGCAGAGGAAAUAAGUGCAAAUUUUGAAGCACUGCCUUUUGCUAUGGCCUCGGACAGCGAUAAUGAUGCAGGUGCAAGUGUUACCUCUGACUCUGGCUCCCAUGGACCCCCUUGUCGGAUUGCAGCUGUGGCUGUUGCUCAGCAACAGUACAACAGCGACCUGUCGUGCCAUUACAAAAUUGAGCUGAGCUACGAGAACCUGGUGACCUCUGGACCUGACCCUCAUCCUCCUCCUAUCGCAGAUGAUGAGAGUGAUGACGAGGAUGAUGAUGAUGUCCCGAGAGAGGACCACUAUGCCUUGCUGGUAAAGGCCUGGGAGACCAAAGUGUUCCCUACCAUCCGUAGGCGGUUCCGUAACGAGGCUGAGAGGAAAUCUGGCUUGGAUCAAAUCAAAGGAGCUCUGCAGCUAGGCAUGGUUGACAUUGCGAGACAGACGGUGGAGUUCCUGUAUGAAGAGAAUGGUGGCAUUCCCCGGGACCUCUACCUUCCUACCAUUGAGGAUAUCAAGGACGAAGCAAAUAAGUUCACCAUCGACAAAGUUCGCAAAGGCUUGACUGUGGUCAUCCGCUCUCCGGACAGCAACAACACCAACAGCACCACCGGAGGGACGGCCCUGCCCAAGUUUGCUAUCCGGGGCAUGUUGAAGACCUUUGGUCUGCAUGGGGUGGUGCUCGAUGUGGACUCUGUGAAUGAGCUGGUGCAGGUGGAGACGUACCUGCGCAGUGAGGGGGUGCUGGUGAGGUAUUGGUACCCUAUAGAGAUGCUGGAGCGCCCGCCUGCUGGAUCUAGACGGACUGCAGCUAAUGGCUUAGUCUCAUUGGACAGUAGCAACAUUCAGAUUCAUAGGGAGCUGCUUCGCUGUGAGAGUGCGCUGGCUCGGUUGUACUGCCGUAUGGCCUUGCUCAACAUCUUUGCCCCCAAGAAUCCCCACACCUUCACUCGUCUCUUCCACAUCCCCGCCAUCCGUGACAUCACCUUAGAGCACCUACAGCUGCUGUCCAAUCAGCUGCUGGCUCCCCCUCUCCCUGAUGGCACUAUUAGUUCUAGUUCCAUCCUACUGGCCCAGUCAAUGCUCCACAACCUUCAGGGCCAAAGCUGCUCCCCCUCUGAACUUUUCUUCCAGGGCAAUGCUCAGCCCAUCCGAGAGUGGCUGACAGUGGCCAUCACCCGUGCCUUGCAUCAAGGAGAGGAGAGCCUGCUGGAGCUCACAAAGCAGAUCUGCUGCUUCCUACAGAAUGCACCAGAGCAGUUUACAUCUGAGGAGUUUCCUGUGACCGAGUCAAAGGUCAGCAUGGAUGUCAGCUUUCCAGGUGCGGCAUUUGUGAUUGUAUCCUGCAAGGAGAGCCAGCUAGGAUGUCGCAAAGACUCCAGCCUUUACAAGGCCCCCUGGGCUCGAGUAAUGGUGUACGGCCUGGGUCACAAAGUGCGCAGGAACGGCCAGCUCAAUCUGAUGGAGGCGGUGUGCUAUCCACUGGAUGCCUCACCCACCAACACAGGCCUUACUCCCCCUCCCACCACCAACCAAUACCCCUCAGUCAUCAUACCGACUGAUAAAGUGCACAUCAAACUGGGAGUGUCGCCCCCACCUGGUGCUGUGUUGGUGUUGCACUCCUUGCCGCUGGAGUUUCCUCUGGCCAUGGCAUUUGCUGAGCAGCUGUUGACGUGGAAGCUGGGAGAGAGCAGUGAGCAGCGGUCAGAGGACGAGCUGGACACAGUGCCAUCAUCUGUGCUGCUGCAGGUGGUAGAGCUGCUGGGUGGUUUGCUUUGGACCACUGAUCUGGCUCCCUCCAUAAAGGAACUCAUCUUUCACUUGUUGGCUGAGCUUCUGCGAAAGGUCCACCACCUGGAGCAGCGCAAGAGCCCCGCGGGUCUCUCCAGCUCCAUCGCUCUGCUGCUCAACCCCUGCCUCGCAGUGCUGAUGGCCCUGCAGUCAGAACUCCGAAAGCUCUACGACCGCGAGACUCAGGGAUGGACUGCUGGAGGGACAGGGGGGUCUUCAUCUGGAGGCGUAGCGUCGGCUCUGGGAUCGGAGCAGAGCCGGUUCUCCACCUACUUCCACGCUCUGAUGGAGGUGUGCCUGGCUGUAGCAGAGGUGACACUCCCUCUUAUUGUUAGUGGCUCUUCAGUGGGAGCCCUGUCCUCCACCAGCGCCCCUAACCUCAGCGACUCCUCUUCGUCUUCAUCCUCAUCCCCAGGCCAGACGCCACAGAGCCCUAGUCUGCUCUCCAAACGCAAGAAGGUGAAGAUGAAGCGCGAGAGGGCAGCGGCGGUGGCAGCAGCAGUCUCUGGGAAACGGAGAAGUGGAGGAGCACGGUUAUCAGAGAGUGACAGCGCUCUGCUGAACAUGGCGGGCAGUAAACCUGAGGACAUGCUGUGGUUCCACCGCUGCCUCACACUCCUGAUGAUCCUUCGACACCUCGCCAAUAAAGACCCGCAGGGCUUAAGUGUGACCAGCGAUGCAGUGACAGACGCCUGCCAGGCCCUGGUGGGCCCCACCGCCCACAGUCGCCUGCUGGUGCUCUCAGGUAUCCCCACGCACCUGGAGGAGGCCGUGGUCCGAAAUGCUAUCCGCAGGGCCUGCAACGCACACGGGGGGCUCUUCAAAGAUGAAGUCUUCAUCCCUCUGCAGGAAGAGGAUCCUAAAAAGCCCAAAGCUGGGGUUACAACCCCUCAGGACGGUAAAGUUGGACCUGACCCUGAGCGCCCCUUCCCACACACCGGUGGCCCAGAGAGUCCUGACAGCUCGAGCAGCGUGACUCCAGCUAUGAGCGUGAGCGCAUCGGCUUCUACCAGCCAGACCUCCAUCUGCAGCUCCUCUCAGGGAGUGUCCCGCACUGCCAGUGAACUUUCUGUCGAUCAGGAGAUGUUGGCUGUUCCAUCCCUCAACCCCGCGGCUGCAGCUUCGGCCGUUACGUACCCCCAGCAUGGCACCCAGGACCCCCACACUGUUUCUAGUCAGGAGAGUCUGGACACCUCCCUGUGCAGUACAGGAAGCCUGGGCAGUCUGGGCAGCUUGGGGGAGCCUCUGGACAGCGCAGAGACACCGUCGGUGUCAGAUGGAGGCUCUAUGAACACAGUCACCUCACUGGAGAGCAACGCAGUCAUGGCCAGGCCCAUCAAGGGCUAUGCUGUCAUUGAGGUUCGUUCUCGGGCUAAAGUGGAAAAGAUCAGAGCCAGUCUUUUCAACAGCAGUGACCUGAUUGGCUUAUCCAGUCUUGAGGGUGAAGAGGAUCUCAUGGAGUUGACCAAUGAGGAGAUCCUCACAGCCUCCAGUGUUAACCAAAGCCUGUUUGACACACAGGGAAGCUCCGCCCUUGAAGACUACUUCCUGGAGAAGUCAGUCAGAGGUGACAAGCUGGUACCUGGAGCACGAGAAGUCCUCACAGAUGUUUUUAAGAGCUGCACGCACUCAGAACAGAUGCUCAGCCUCACACCCGCCAAGCCACUUAAAGUGUCUGAUAUUUAUCUCAGCAAGGAGCAGAUCAACGCUCAGACCCCUGGCAACCUACUGCAUACUUUCUUUACCAACGUUAGGCCUCCAAAGAAAGUACUUGAGGACCAGCUCACUCAGAUUCUUAGAAAGUAUGGCACUCCCAAGCCCAAUAAGAACAAAUACAGCAAAGCAGGAAAAGAACAGCACCAAGGCAAGGUGGUGAGCACCAAGAGGCCGAUCACCAAACCUCCCACCAAGGAGAAGUCUGUGCUAAACAGUGUCAGGACUGCACUGAGUGAGAAGAAGACGGUCCUGAAGCCAAAAUCUCCAGAGAAAUCCAGACCUGAUGAGAAAGAUGUGGAAAAAUCUCCUGCUAAAAAAGCUGAAGCCCCAGAGGAGAAGUUCCUCACACUCGAAGGCUUCCACAAAUUCGCUGUUGACCGGGCAAAGCAGGACAUCCGCAGCGUCUGGAGGGCGAUUCUGGCUUGUGGUUACGACCUCCACUUUGAAAGGUGCACGUGUAUAGACACUCGUCACGCCCAGAAGGCCUGCAGGAAAUGGGGCUUGGAAAUGGACGUGGCAUUGGUCCAGUACAUCAACAGGCUGUGCCGUCACCUGGCCAUCACACCGGCCAGACUGCACCCCCAUGAAGUGUACCUGGACCCUGGAGACACUGCGGAUCCUCGUGUGGCCAGUCUGCUCAGUAAGUAAACCUCUUCAUUGCUACUGUGUGUUCUGUAAACAG
This is a messenger RNA of Notothenia coriiceps (black rockcod), 11233 nucleotides long. RefSeq names its product HECT domain E3 ubiquitin protein ligase 4 (gene hectd4). The coding region runs from base 172 to 11199 and encodes 3675 amino acids. The transcript is spliced from 65 exons. NCBI's taxonomy places the organism in Eukaryota, Metazoa, Chordata, Actinopteri, Perciformes, Nototheniidae. The record is from RefSeq and is a predicted model, not a curated record. Gene Ontology annotation, biological process: glucose homeostasis.